CCUUCCUUUCCAGACAGUGCCUUUGAGUGUGCGUCCCUCGAGGAGGCGAAGAGAGCAGCCAGCGCAGGCGAGGAUGGAGCAGCCAGAGCUGAGGAAGGGGAGGCUCACCCUUGUGUUGGCCAUCGCCACCCUGAUAUCAGCCUUUGGCUCCUCCUUCCAGUAUGGGUACAACGUGGCUGCCGUGAACUCACCAUCAGAGAUCAUGAAGCAGUUUUACAACGACACCUACAAUGAGAAGACAGGGGAGCUCAUUGACGAAUUCCCCUUGACUCUCCUGUGGUCGCUCACCGUGUCUAUGUUCCCCUUCGGCGGCUUCAUCGGGGCCAUCUUGGCCGGUCCUCUGGUGAAUCAAUUCGGCAGAAAAGGCGGGUUAUUGCUCAACAACAUCUUCUCCGUGGUGCCCGCGAUAUUGAUGGGCUGCAGUAAAGUCGCCAAGCUGUACGAGCUCAUCAUCUUCUCCAGACUCCUGGUGGGAAUCUGUGCAGGUGUCUCUUCCAACGUGGUCCCUAUGUACUUAGGGGAGCUGGCCCCCAAAAACCUGAGGGGGGCCCUUGGAGUAGUGCCCCAGCUCUUCAUCACUGUCGGCAUCCUUGUGGCUCAGCUGUUCGGCCUUCGGAAUGUUCUAGCAAAUGAGACUGGCUGGCCCUUCCUGCUGGCGCUGACCGGGAUCCCCGCGGUGCUGCAGCUCCUGAUCCUGCCCUUCUUCCCCGAGAGCCCCCGCUACCUGCUCAUCCAGAAGAAGGACCCCGAGGCCGCCAGGAAGGGUCCCCACCCCCAGGACCAGGUCUCCUGGGUGCCAUACAUCAGCAUCACCUGCGUCAUCGCCUACGUCAUUGGACACGCCCUCGGGCCCAGUCCCAUCCCUGCGCUGUUCAUCACUGAGAUCUUCCUGCAGUCCUCUCGGCCAGCGGCCUUCAUGGUGGGCGGCAGUAUCCACUGGCUCUCCAACUUCGCUGUGGGCCUCAUCUUUCCAUUCAUUCAAAUGGGCCUCGGCCCCUACAGCUUCAUCAUCUUUGCCGUCAUUUGUCUCCUCACCACCAUCUAUAUCUCCAUGGCUGUCCCCGAGACCAAGGCCCAGACAUUCAUUGAGAUCAACAAGAUCUUUGCCAAGAUGAACAAGGUGUUGGAAGUCCACCCAGAGAGGCAGCCGCCGGACCUGCCAUUAGCCAACUCCCGUGGGAGUGAGGCCUGGGGUCCUAGGUAUCUGGACCUGAGGAAUGAGACUAGAUUGGCAAGAAUGUAGGCCGGGCCUCCUCACCAGCCUCCAGCCUCCAGCCUUCCCUGAGUCACGAGGACAGUGCCCCCCAUCCCUGCUGAGUUCGCCCCUGCAGGACUCCUGGUGGUGACACAGCUUUGCCAACAAAAACAAUGUGUGCAGGGCCAGCUGGGAGGCCCGUGAUCACCCGCGGCUCUCACGCUUUGGGGGCCACCAGUGUUUGUGCAGAGCUGGAUUCGACCUUUGACACCUGACGUGCAAAGCCUGGUGUUUGGCCUAAAGGAAGCCCAGACGCUGGAGGACCUCUGGCAGAGUUAACCGAGUCUCAGUUGCGGUGUUUGUGGGAAAUGGAACUGCUGUGUGUGUGUGCUGUCAAUAAAACACAUCUGUUUGCCUUUC
Dipodomys ordii (Ord's kangaroo rat) is the source of this 1615-nucleotide messenger RNA. RefSeq names its product solute carrier family 2, facilitated glucose transporter member 5-like. NCBI's taxonomy places the organism in Eukaryota, Metazoa, Chordata, Mammalia, Rodentia, Heteromyidae. Gene Ontology annotation, biological process: fructose transmembrane transport. The coding region runs from base 74 to 1243 and encodes 389 amino acids. Gene Ontology annotation, cellular component: membrane. The record is from RefSeq and is a predicted model, not a curated record. Gene Ontology annotation, molecular function: fructose transmembrane transporter activity. The transcript is spliced from 9 exons.